This is a messenger RNA of Culex pipiens pallens (northern house mosquito), 2765 nucleotides long. RefSeq lists its product as uncharacterized. The record is from RefSeq and is a predicted model, not a curated record. NCBI's taxonomy places the organism in Eukaryota, Metazoa, Arthropoda, Insecta, Diptera, Culicidae. Gene Ontology annotation, cellular component: plasma membrane. The transcript is spliced from 4 exons. The coding region runs from base 47 to 2671 and encodes 874 amino acids. Gene Ontology annotation, biological process: apoptotic process involved in development; phosphatidylserine exposure on apoptotic cell surface; engulfment of apoptotic cell.
UCCAGCUUUUUAACCACAUUUUACAACAUAUCACACCCCCACCACAAUGGCCGAGUUCCUUCCCCUGUGCGACGUCCUGUUCAACGUGAUCUCGCUGGCCGGCUACUUUUGCAACGUGGUCUUCGACGUCGUGCUCGGGUACGCGCUGUACGAGCGCCAAAAGUUCGCCUACUUUGCCACGGUGAUCGUGAUCGUGAGCUUCUCGCUGGUCAUCUCGCAGAUUGUCUCCGUACGAUGGUACUUGAACAAGCGAAAGCUGCGGAACUCGACAGCCGCCGCGACGGGGCCACCCGGCGACGACAGUCCGGAGAAUAGUUUGGAGAAGAAGAAACCUCCGGUUGAGGAGCCGUCCGAUUCGGCGCGCUACAGUCGAUGGGUGGUGUUGGCGCUGCAUGCGACCCAGUUGGGGGUGCUGUGGCGAUACGCCAAGUUGUUCGUGCCCGUUGAUCUGCGUCACGUGAAGCACGAGGUUCGGGAUCUUUGUAUGCUCCGGUUGGUUCAUGCAUUCUGCGAGGCUGCUCCGAUGCUGCUGUUGCAGCUGUACGUGCUGGUGAACCUGCAGAACGAGAACCACAUGAACGCGGUGAAGCUGAAGGCGCUGGCCAGUGGGCACCACCUGUCCAGUACGGCCCUGGUUCAGCAGACGAGUUUGGCCGAGCAGCAGCAGAAGACGUUUCGGGAUCUGAACAUGGUUUCGGCUACGUUAUCGUUGUUCAGCGUUUGCUGGGCACUGGCUAGCUUCAGCAAGAACGUCCGACUGCAGAACGUUCACCGGUUGGUGCUAACCUGGCUUGGGGUGAUCUUCCAGUUUCUGUGGCGGCUGGGAACCGUGAUAUCGCGGGUCAUCUCGUUGACGGUGUACGCCUCGGUGUACAGUCAUUGGGUGUUUCUGGUCAUAAUUCUCCACUGGUUCUCGAUGUUUCUGUGGCUCAUCUCGCCGAAGAAUGUGUUCCACGGUGAACGGAUCUCGCGACUAAAGAAGGCAACCCUUGGUGGGUUGAUCGCAUUCGUGUACAUAUUUGCAUACAUCAACCUGCAGGAGGUCCGGCACCGACAAAAGAUGCUAACCUUCUACAUCGUGAUGUUCAUGGAGAACUGCCUGCUGGUGGGCCUCUGGAUGGUCGGAAUCUGGCCGAACCGUCCGGAAGGUUGGUACACCAUUCCGAUUUCGGUGUUGUGCAGCUUUGCGAUCGGCCUGUUCUUCAUGGUCGUGUACUACCGGUACUUUCACGUGCGACGGCUCGGGUACGAAGCCGGUGGCCGGGCACCGUGUGAGAACGGAGCAGCGAAGUGUACUCGCUGUGCGGAGGUUUGCCGCUGUCGGGACACUUCCGAGCGAGGAGCGGAGGCCGGAAAGGUUUUUGGAGGUUGUGGUAGUCAAAAGUAUCCGCACUCGAUUCCGGGAGUGUUCAACUGUCGGUUUUCGAACCCGGUAAAUGCCGCUACAAAAAGGAAGAAGAAGAAACCGACCACGUUCGUGCCGCCGCCGAACCUGGCCAUGCAGCCGAGUGGGGCUUCGGACCAGGGAACGCCGAUUGGACCGAUGGCGAUCCCAUUUUGGAGGAGGCCACUGCCGCGAUCGCAUACGGGAGGAUCAAGUGAGAACGAGGGUAGCAGUGUCGGAUCCAGGGUCAACAUUCAACAGAAGCUGCAGGAGAAGAAGCAAAAACAGCUUGCAGAACUUAAGAUCAUCGAGGAGGAGAUCAAACAGGGCAAACUGGGAGGACCAGGAACGGGAACGCUCAGUUCGGGAGAUGACGGAAAGGCUACCCUGCCAAGACAACCAAUCCCUCGCGUCAAGAAGCACAUCGACAUCGAUCCAAUGGAGUGGCGACCUUCAUCCCCAGACAUGGCGGAAAUUGCCGUCGAAAAGUCCUUCAACGAUCUCAACCUGCUACUAGCCGCCAACCUGGACGACGUCAACAACCUCAACAAGUUCAGCUCGAACUACGAUCCGAUCUACAACAGCUUCGGCCUCAACGGAAUCAACAUCUCCGCCCUGGUCAACAUGAAGAACGCCGAAGCCCAGCAAGCCGCCGUCAAUAACCGGAACAUGUCCCCAAUCUCAUCCCAGAUAUCCGCAACCGAGAGCAACUCCCUCACCCGCCAGGUCCACCCUCGCACCAAAAUGCUCCCAAACAACGUGCCACGAAACCCGUUCGCCGAAAACUACCGAGGAAACUUCGUCAACCUCUACGCGGACGCCGCAGCCAACAACAACCGGCCACCUUCAAUCAGUCCCCGCACCACCGAAGUGGCCACCGCCAACCGAGCCGUCCUGUACGACAACCACAGCCGGCUCUACAUGGACGCGAACCACCCCCGGCAAAUCUCCGGCACGUACAGCAGCAUCGAAAAUGGCGGCGCCGCCGACAACCUCCCCUUCCCGUACAACGUGGUUCCACCGCCUCGCAGCAAGCUGGACAGCCGGGCGACGCCAACGAUGCCCAACAACAGCGCAACCAACACGGGAUCCAGUAGCGGCGGCAAGAACAACACCACCGGGAAGACCCACGUGGGCGGUGCGGUUUCCGUGCCGAUCAACAACCUGAACAAGCAGCGGCAGAUGCAGCGGGCCAAGACGCCGGAGAUUCUGCUGGCGCCGCACUAUUUGGAGAAUUCGCGCAUUUACUACGAUUGGGUCGCACGGGAGGCGGCCAAUUUUAGGUGAGUUUCUUUUUUAUUGCGAGAUCGUGUAGCUGUCACUUUAGAGAGGUGGUGGCGUUAAACGGAUUACACGCUUUUCGUGAAACAAGCCAUUGGGC